UGGGCGGUGGCGUUGUCAUUUUGUAGUUGUGCUGCCCCUCCCUCCCUGUUGUCACGACGCCGCUCGGGGCUGGGGCUUUUUCGCGCUGCCUUCUCGGCCGCUGUUGACUGAUGUUCUGAGGGAGAAGAGAGGGAAGCGGUGGCUGGUCCUUCUCCACUUUUUCCUGGCGCCCCCUUCCCAUCCUUUCUGGGCCGGCCCCAGAAAGCUCUUUCUUCGCCAUGACCACCAGCACCACCGGGUCCACGCUGCUGCAGCCUCUCAGCAACGCCGUUCGGCUACCAAUAGACCAGGUCAACUUUGUAGUGUGCCAACUGUUUGCCUUGCUUGCUGCUGUCUGGUUUCGAACUUACCUUCAUUCAAGCAAAACUAGUCCAUUUAUAAGGCAUGUUGUUGCCACCCUUUUGGGCCUUUAUCUUGCACUUUUUUGUUUCGGAUGGUAUGCCUUACAUUUUGUUAUACAAAGUGGAAUUUCCUACUAUAUCAUGAUCAUUAUAGGAGUGGAAAACAUGCACAAAUACUGUUUUGUUUUUGCUUUGGGAUACCUCACUGUGUGCCAAAUUUCUAGAGUCUAUAUCUUUGAUUAUGGACAAUAUUCUGCUGAUUUUUCUGGCCCAAUGAUGAUAAUUACACAGAAGAUUACAAGCUUGGCAUAUGAAAUUCAUGAUGGAAUGUUUCGAAAGGAGGAGGAACUGACGCCAUCACAGCGAUGUUUAGCUGUGAGACGCAUGCCAAGUCUACUGGAGUAUUUAAGUUACAACUGUAAUUUCAUGGGUAUCCUGGCAGGCCCAUUAUGCUCUUAUAAAGACUAUAUUACUUUCAUUGAAGGCAGAUCAUACCAACUGACACAGUCUGAAGCAAAUGGAAAAGAAGAGAUAAAAUAUGAACAAGCAGAUCCCUCUCCAAAUACAGCUGUGGCGCAGAAACUCGUAGUGUGUGGACUAUCCUUAUUAUUUCAUAUGACUGUUAGCAAAACUUUGCCUGUAGAGCACAACGUUGAUGAUCAUUUCAGAGCAACAGCAUCACUGCCUACAAGGGUUAUCUACUUGUACCUAUCUCUAAUGGCUGCCAGACCCAAAUACUAUUUUGCAUGGACUUUGGCAGAUGCAAUUAAUAAUGCAGCUGGGUUUGGAUUUAGAGGCUAUGAUAAAAAUGGACUCUCACAGUGGGAUUCAAUUUCAAAUCUAAGAAUUCUGCAUAUAGAGUUUUCAACAAGUUUCAAGAUGUUUCUUGAUAACUGGAAUAUCCAGACAGCUCUUUGGCUCAAGAGAGUAUGCUAUGAACGAGCCUCCUUCAGUCCAACAAUACAAACCUUUAUCUUGUCAGCUAUUUGGCAUGGGGUGUAUCCAGGAUAUUAUUUAACAUUCCUAACGGGAGUACUAAUGACACUUGCAGCACGAACUAUUAGAAAGAACAUUAGACACUACUUUAUUGACUCUCCAGGCAUUAAAUUAUGUUAUGAUAUAAUGACAUGGAUGAUGACUCAAGUAGCAAUAAGUUACACAGUUGUACCAUUUGUACUUCUCUCUGUAAAGCCAUCUUACAUGUUUUACAGUUCCUGUUAUUUCUGCCUCCACAUUGCCUGCAUUUUAGUACUGUUGAUAUUUCCAAUGAAAAGAACUAAAAAAGGAAAUAAAGAGCAAGGAAGCAUCCAGCCCUCCUGGUCCAAAAAGCAAGGAGGACGAGAAGAAGAAAAAGAAAAAGGCAUUAUGGGAUACAACAGCUAUUUUACGACAAAUAGUUUCAAUCAGAAAAGAGAAAUCACCUGCAGAAAUACAACACUGAAGCAAUGAUUUAGGAGAUGCUAUGGUGGAUAUAUUUUAUAUUUCAAAACCCGUUUAUAGCACCUUUUAAAGGGGUUUGUAUUUGUCUGAAAAGAUGGGUUAGUAGAAAAAAAGAAUGCUAUAUCCCUACGGAAUAUUGAAUACACUAGUAAGAAUGGAAACAAAGCAAAUUAACCUCUCCUGUGCCAUGUUCCUGUGGAUCACGCCUUACAUGAAAAUAUUACCAUUAUUUCAGUGGGCACUCAGGACUUGCAGCCUAUGUCCAUCGGGUCAUAAGUGUGCCCCUUCGCUGAAUGUAUGUUGUGUAUCCCAAGGCACUGAUGGGGGUGGGGGUGGACCAUUGUGUCAGUCCAGAAUAACAGAAAGAAAAUACCUUUAACAAGCAAAUGCCUUGCCUUAAAACCUCUAUCUACUGAAAUAAUGUUUCUAAGUGGUAUUUUCAUGUUUAACAAUAUGUGGGAAAUGGAAGAAGAAAGUCACUUGGUGUCAGGUAAGAAGGAAUUGCAAUAAGCAUCUCAGUAUCUGGAGGGUUUUCUUAUAUCAAAUUUGUACAGUACAAGACUGCAAAUAUUGCCAAUGCCAAAUUAGAGGUAGUUCAUUUCUUUUAUUAACUCAAAAGUCACCCUUUUCAGGGCUAAAUGCUCUGGUUUAAGGGAUUGGGGAUUUUGUUGCUCCUUCAGUAUAUAUGAGCUUUGCAGCUACACAAAAUAGCAGCCAUAAUAGGACACUCGUGGAGUUUCUGUUGAAGCCACAACUUUCCAGUAAAACUCAUCCUUAUUAUCAUGUAAAAAUCAGAGUGACAUUAAGAUAUAGUCACUUGGAAAUUUUUGUCAGAAAUGUAAAAAAAAUAGUGUGAGAAAGUGCUUAUGAUAUAAGUAUAGCCAGAUUAUCCUAUGGUUAUAAUUCAGUUUAUAUUAAACAAAGAGUGAAAUUGUUAAAUAGGUACUGUCUAGCUCAUCUUUGAUAUUAUAUACCUUCUUACACUGGAGAACCUGUGAUUAGGAAAUCCCUAAAACAGGAUUUCAUUCAUGGAGAUCAUACUAUACUUUUUGAUAAAAUAUUCCCAACCGUUCUGUUCUCUUAUUUUACUUUGAAAAUAUAUCAGAGGAGUUGAUAAAUGCUAAUCAAUUUCUGGUGAACAUUUAACAACUGCUAAAGAAAUGAAGUACUAAAGGGCUACAAUUUUUAUUUGCUUCUUAGCAUACCAUUUGCUUUGUUUUAGUAAAUGCAAACCAUUUUAACUUUUGAAACAUUAAGAAAAUGCUAUAGUGAAAGUAAUUAAAAUCAGGUUUGGUUAAUUUUGAAACUGACUUUUCUUUCCAAUAAUAUUUUAUACCAAGAAUGGGAAGCUGUUGCCCUACAGAGGUUAUUGGACUACAACUCCUAUCAGUCAUUUGCAGUGCUUGCUGUAGCAGAUGGUAGGUGGAGUUUAAUGACAUCUAGAGGACCACAUGUUCCCCAUCCUUCCCCUAACACAUAGUGGAUGACUGUAUUUUUAAGUGAGCAGAGAAAGAUAAAAUUAGCUCUUCACUAUUGUCAGGGAUGUAGAAAACAAAUUUGUUUUCUAUGUGUAGGAAUCUCAAGGCAUCCUCAUCUGCAAGGUUCAUCCUUGAAUCAAGACUAAGAAAUAGAAUAUAUUUCUUGUUUAGAGUGUUCCAUUUCUUUUCAUGGUCUGCCUCCCUGAUAUUGCCAGAUAGUUGGAGGCAGUUGCCUUCUGUCUGAGGAAACUACAGCCUAAUGCACGAUACUGAUUCAUUGUUAGAAUGGAAAUGCAGAAUGGAAUAUGUUUUUAAAGAUCAGAUAACUGUGCACAUUGAAAAGGGCUUUCAUGCUGACUGUGUCAUGGAAAUGAAUAUUUACUAUGAAAAUAAAUAGUUUGUAUUAUCUGCUGAAA
Rhineura floridana is the source of this 3675-nucleotide messenger RNA. It is a transcript of the gene MBOAT2, whose product is annotated as membrane bound O-acyltransferase domain containing 2. Gene Ontology annotation, molecular function: acyltransferase activity. The coding region runs from base 219 to 1790 and encodes 523 amino acids. Gene Ontology annotation, cellular component: membrane. The transcript has 13 exons. Lineage: Eukaryota; Metazoa; Chordata; Lepidosauria; Squamata; Rhineuridae. The record is from RefSeq and is a predicted model, not a curated record. Gene Ontology annotation, biological process: lipid modification.